Messenger RNA from Erigeron canadensis, 2756 nucleotides. Its product is annotated as protease 2-like. Gene Ontology annotation, molecular function: serine-type endopeptidase activity. The transcript has 11 exons. Lineage: Eukaryota; Viridiplantae; Streptophyta; Magnoliopsida; Asterales; Asteraceae. The record is from RefSeq and is a predicted model, not a curated record. Gene Ontology annotation, biological process: proteolysis. The coding region runs from base 12 to 2273 and encodes 753 amino acids. Gene Ontology annotation, cellular component: cytosol.
GAAGAUUUAGAAUGUUAUCAUUUGCGCAGUCGGCCCAAAUACUAAACCUGGGAAUCUCUUUCGGCACAAAAUUAACGUCCCGCACAUUAAGAAGAAGAAACAUUAUCAUCAGUUGUCGCCGCAUAUUUGUCAUGGCGACGGCUGCUGCUGCUCCUCAGCCUCCGGUGGCUAAGAAAGUGAAACACGAGAUGGAAAAGUUCGGAGAUGUGAGGGUCGACAAUUACUACUGGCUACGCGAUGAUUCGCGCUCUGAUCCCCAAGUUCUCUCGUAUCUUCAUCAAGAAAAUUCCUACACUGAUUCCAUUAUGUCUGGAACCAAACAGUUGGAGGAUCAGAUCUAUUCUGAGUUAAGAGGCCGCAUCAAGGAAGAUGACAUAUCAGCACCUCUACGCAAAGGGCCUUAUUACUAUUACGAGCGGACUUUGGAAGGGAAGGAGUAUGUACAGCAUUGUCGCCGUCUUGUAGAAAAUUGUGCAGCCGUGCCAUCUGUUGAUGAUAUAAUGCCAACUGGACCGGAAGCUUCUCCGGAACAUGUGAUUUUGGAUGAAAAUGUCAAGGCUAAAGAUUAUGCAUACUAUAGCAUUGGUGCUUUUAAGGUCAGUCCGAAUCAUAAAUUAGUAGCUUAUGCGGAAGACACUAAAGGAGAUGAGAUCUAUACCAUCCAUGUCAUGGAUGCUGAGACUCGCUCGCCAGUGGGUGAGCCAUUGGUUGGCGUAACAGACUAUUUCGAAUGGGUUGGUGAUGAGGCUUUGCUAUACAUCACCAUGGAUGAAAUUCUGAGACCAUAUAAGGUUUGGUUUCAUAAGUUGGGUACAACUCAAUCAACUGAUGCAUGUCUUUAUCAUGAAAAAGAUGACAUGUUUUCUCUAGAUCUUGUAGCUUCCGAGAGCAAAAAAUAUCUGUUUGUUGGAUCAGAAAGCAAAACUACAAGGUCUAUUUUCUAUUUGGAUAUCUCAAAGCCUGGGAAAGGUCUUCUGGUUUUGACACCUCGGUCAGAGGGCAUUGAUACAUCCGUCAGCCACCGUGGUAAUCAUUUUUUCAUUAAAAGGAGAAGUGACGAGGCUUUCAAUUCAGAACUACUAGCCUGUCCACUGGACGAUGUAAAUGCAACUACGCUUCUACUUCCUCACAGAGAAAGUGUAAAAAUACAGGACAUAAUUCUUUUUAGUAAUCACCUUGUCGUUUAUGAGCGUGAAGAGGGUCUACCACAGGUUACUUUUUAUUCCCUUCCAGCUGUUGGUGAACCACUUCACACUCUCCAAGGUGGCCAGGCUGUAGAUUUUAUUGACCCUGUUUAUUCAGUGGAGCCAGCGGAGUCGCAAUUUUCUUCGAGUAUACUGCGGUUUUAUUAUAGCUCUUUGAGAACGCCCCCUUCUACAUAUGAUUAUGAUAUGCGUACAGGGGUUUCAGUUCUGAAGAAAGUUGAAACAGUACUCGGUGGGUUUGAUGCCUCAAAGUAUGUAACCAAAAGGGAGUGGGUAAUUGCUCAAGAUGGCACUCAUGUUCCUAUAUCAAUUGCCUAUCGAAAGGAUCUGGUCAAGCUUGAUGGGUCGGAUCCUUUGUUACUUUAUGGCUAUGGAUCAUACGAGAUAUGUGUAGAUCCUAGUUUCAAAGCAUCAAGGUUGUCUCUGUUGGACCGUGGCUUCACAUAUGCGAUUGCCCACAUUCGUGGUGGUGGAGAAAUGGGAAGGAAGUGGUAUGAAAACGGGAAAUAUUUACAAAAAAAGAAUACUUUCACAGAUUUUAUCGACUGUGCAGAGUAUCUGAUAGAGAAGAAAUAUUGUACAAAAGAAAAAUUGUGCAUCAAUGGAAGAAGUGCAGGAGGGUUGCUGAUUGGUGCUGUUCUAAACAUGCGACCUGAUUUAUUUAAGGUAGCUGUAGCUGGAGUACCGUUUGUGGAUGUUGUGACUACAAUGCUUGAUCCAACAAUUCCUUUAACAACAGCAGAAUAUGAGGAAUGGGGUGAUCCUCGUAAAGAAGAGUUUUAUUUUUACAUGAAAUCAUAUUCACCAGUUGACAAUGUAAAAACUCAGAAUUACCCAGCCAUACUUGUUACUGCUGGAUUAAAUGAUCCGCGCGUACUUUAUUCUGAACCUGCUAAGUUUGUUGCCAAGUUGAGAGAGAUGAAAACCGACAAAAAUGUGUUGUUAUUUAAAUGUGAGAUGGGUGCUGGCCAUUUCUCCAAGUCAGGAAGGUUUGAGAAGCUCCAAGAAGAUGCAUUUACCUAUACAUUCAUUUUAAAGAUUAUGAACAUGGUCCCUGCACUUGGUUAAAAUCAUUUUGCAUUAAGGUUGAAAAUCAUUAGAUGGGCGUUUAUCAGAUGUUACACAUCAAGCAAAACGGUCGAGUUCCAGCUGGAAGCUUCAUCAAGGUGUCCAUGUUCAUUUUCUUACCCUUUAAACAAUGGAUUUAAAUUGGAACUUGCUUCAGUGGCUAUUUUGAAUUCUCAUAUUUUGGAGAGGAGUCAUUUCCGAAAAUUAUCUUUGGUGACAUUUGUGACGACAAGAUAAACCCAUUUGUGCACUUUUAUUGGCACUUUCUUUUGUAAUUGUCAUACGUAACGCGCCGUUUCUCUUACCAGUUCUUGCCUUUCAGGCUCACUUCCAUGAGACCAUAAACCGAGGAAGAAAUCGAGGAACCACGCAUGCAGCUUCCUCGUUAUUUUUUUUUUCUUUUGUCUUCUCCUGUUUUGCUCGACAGAAUCUUUUGUUUCAACAGCUUAUGAAAAGGGGAAAUGUGAUAACUUUUCGCUCUAA